Molecule: messenger RNA, 783 nt
Organism: Diaporthe batatas
Lineage: Eukaryota; Fungi; Ascomycota; Sordariomycetes; Diaporthales; Diaporthaceae
Exons: 2
Coding region: 1-783 (260 amino acids)
Biological process (GO): polysaccharide catabolic process
Molecular function (GO): cellulase activity
Source: RefSeq, a predicted model, not a curated record
AUGAAGUUCAACGCAGCACUUUCCAGCGUCCUGCUGGCGGCCUCCGCCGCCGUCGCCGCCCCGACGUCAACCCUUCAGGGCGAGCCAUCCCGUGUCGACUCGGCCCUCGAGAAGCGUGCAACCACCUUCUGCAGCCAGUGGGGAACCGCAACUGCCGGCCAGUACACAUUCUACCAGAACCUCUGGGGACAGGCCUCGGCCACCUCGGGCUCGCAGUGCACCACCUUCAACGACCUGCAGAGCAACACGGUCUCGUGGUCCACGUCGUGGACAUGGGCCGGCGGCCAGGGCCAGGUCAAGUCGUUCCCCUGCGUCGCCGUUGAGAAGGUGAACAAGCAGCUGAGCGCUGUGUCGACCAUCAACUCGGUCUGGAAGUGGGGCUACACCGGCUCCAAUAUGGUCGCAGACGUCUCGUACGACCUGUGGCUGUCGACCUCGUCGGGCGGCGCCAACAAGUACGAGAUCAUGGUCUGGCUGGCGGCCUACGGCGGCGCCGGCCCCAUCUCCAGCACGGGGUCCACGCCGGUCGCGACCACCACCAUCGCGGGCCACACCUGGAAGCUCUUCAAGGGCCCCAACGGCGACACGACCGUCUUCUCGUUCGUUGCUGACUCCACCGUCACCAACUUCUCCGGCGACCUGAACCUCUUCUUCAAGUACCUCGUCAGCAACCAGGGCCUGUCCAACUCCCUGUGGAUCACCUCCCUGCAGGCCGGCACUGAGCCCUUCACCGGCUCCAACGCCGUCAUGACUACCUCGGCUUACACCAUCAGCGUGCGAUAA